AUGGGUGCUCAACAGUCAACCAACACUCCUAACAGUAACUCGUCCGAGGUUAAAAGAUGUUACUACGAAGUGCUGGGGGUGGAGCGUCAAGCAACGGACGAUGAAAUCAAAAAGGCAUAUCGCCGAAAGGCGUUGGAACUUCACCCUGAUCGAAACUAUGGAGAUGUUGAAAAUGCGACGUCAAAGUUUGCAGAAGUCCAGUCUGCAUAUGAAGUGCUCUCAGAUGUUCAAGAACGUGCUUGGUACGACUCGCAUAGAGCAUCCAUUCUGCGAGGCGAUGGAGGUGGCGAAGAAGAGCAUUAUGAGCAUAGUGUUCGUUUGACGAGUGCCAGCGAUAUUGUGAGCUUGAUGUCCAAGUUCAACUCCAGUGUUCCAUUCACGGAUUCCGCAAAUGGGUUCUAUGGGAGUUUGCAGCAAACUUUUGAGACCUUGGCUGCAGAAGAAGAUUCAGCUUGUGACUGGGAAGGCUUAGAACCAGUUGACUACCCAAACUUUGGAGGGUCGAAAGACACCUAUGAAGAUGUGGCAAAACCCUUCUACAGAGUGUGGAUGAGCUUCUCAACCAAGAAAACGUUUGCUUGGAGAGAUCAAUAUCGAACCUCGGAUGCACCAGAUAGAGCAACUCGGCGACUUAUCGAAAAGGAAAACAAGAGAUUUAGAGACGAGGGUAUACGGGAAUUUAAUGAUGCCGUAAGAUCGCUUGUUGCCUUUGUACGCAAGCGCGAUCCCAGAUUCAUUCCAAAUUCCCAGUCAGAGGCGGACCGACAAAAGAUUCUACGUGAUGCUGUAGCGGCUCAAGCAGCCAGAUCGCGGGAAGCAAACCAGGCCAAAUUAAAAAAUCAAAUCGUUCCGGAGUGGGCACAGUCUGGUGAGACCCAAGAAGAUGACGAAUUUUCUGGCUCGGAAUCAGAAAAAUCGGAAAUAGAGCACAUUGAAUGUGUCGUUUGCAAUAAGACUUUCAAGAGCGAAAAGCAAUACGAGGCUCACGAGAAAAGUAAAAAGCACAUUAAAGCUGUACAGCAGCUUCAGAGAGAAAUGAAGAAAGAAAAUAAACGACUAGAUCUCGACACCCCCUCCACCGGUCACGAAGGAAGAUCGCCUAGUCCCGACAAAGAAGACACUGAUUCGUACCACAACACCAACAUAAUACCAGACGUUGUGGAAAUACCUGAAAAUGAAAUUUCUCCUCAUAAUGAGAAGCCCAUUACCGUUACUUCUCCGGAUAUACCUGCUCAAGCAUCCGUGGACGAACAGUCAGAUGCAUCUCAGGACGACGAGUACGCGCCUCGAAAAGAAGUAGAAGAACGGUUCCACGCACUAACAGAAAAUAUCGAUCUGAACCGAGAUGUCAGUGAGACGGAUAGCAGCAAACAACCAAAACUAGGCAAAGCAAAAGGAAAGCGCGCAAAGAAAGCAGCAAAGGAAACUCAAAAUCCGACACAGGAGACUGAGUUCCAGUGCAAAGGCUGUACGGCUCCGUUUGAUUCCAAGAACAAGCUUUUUGAUCAUCUGAAAGAGAAUCCCAAACAUGCGCAGCUAGUCCCGAAGGCGAAAGGGAAGAAAAACAAGCGAUAA
Messenger RNA from Glarea lozoyensis ATCC 20868, 1575 nucleotides. Its product is annotated as Chaperone J-domain-containing protein. Gene Ontology annotation, cellular component: cytoplasm. Gene Ontology annotation, molecular function: zinc ion binding; nucleic acid binding. The record is from RefSeq and is a predicted model, not a curated record. The coding region runs from base 1 to 1575 and encodes 524 amino acids. NCBI's taxonomy places the organism in Eukaryota, Fungi, Ascomycota, Leotiomycetes, Helotiales, Helotiaceae. The transcript is spliced from 3 exons.